GAAAUGUUGGACAGUCAGUUGUCGAGACCAUCAGUACUAUGAUCGAGGGCAGAGAGAAAAGAUCUGAAUAUGGUCGACAAAGUGUCUUCGAUAAGUGAGUAUUAUGUCGCCUUCAGUCUCAAGUGCCUUAAGGUCCUGGGUUUAUGGAAUGCUUAUAACGACCAGCGAAAAUGGGUGUAUCUUGUUUACACAAUAUUCAUUAUUUUUUUAUUAUCGUCGGUAAGAAUCAGCGGAUACAUUGUAAUGGCAUGGACCCUUCGGCAUGACUUCCUACAGCAGACUUUAACACUGUCUUUAGCAUCAGCCUUCCUAGUGGGUUUAAUUAAAAAUAUAAAUGUCAUGCUGCAUUAUUCCGAUAUUAGAUUUAUUGCUGAUACACUGCAUUGGGAGAGAUCUAUGAUUUGUUCAUCAGAUUUCGCUGUUUACAGGGAUCAAGCUCUCGCCAAAACUAUGAGAAAAACAAAAGUCAUUACAUGCGUAUGGGUGUGGGUUGUGAUUUUGAAUAUACCAGUGUUUUACGUCGAUAAUCUGGAUAAGAAUCAUAGGACACUCGAUGAUUUACCAUUGAGCUUCACAUUUUUGAGAUGUUUAUUAAAGCCACUGAAUUUUUUUAUCGUACUUGCAAUUGAUUAUGUAACGUUCGUAAUACUCUCCAUGACAAUUAUAUCAAAUGACUGCUUGUUUCUGAGUCUCAUGCUGCAUAUCGAAACACAGUUGAAGAUUCUCAACUUUCGACUCAGAAAAUGUACCGCCCGGGACUUCCAAAACAGUAAUAGAUUGAAGAAUAUGGAUUAUCACAAUGUCGGAUGCUUCAACAGAAAUUCAGACAGUCAAGGUUCCACUGUUAAUUCACAAUUCAUUAUUUGUAUUCAGCAUUAUCAAAAAAUUUUCAAAAUGGUCCAUGUGUUGAAAAAGGUGUAUGGAUUUAUCCUUUUACCCCAAUUACUUUCAAGUAUGACGAUGAUAACUUUCGUUGGAAUUCACGUAUUUGUGACGAAAACCGUGAAUCUCAGUGAUCCAACUCCCGCUGUACUUAUUGCUCUAACAUUAUCCAGUACAUUCAUUCAGUUGAGUGUAUACUGUUUAGGAGGUAAUAGUAUAAUUGCUGAAAGUGAUCGCACCAGCUCGGCGGUGUAUGAUACCGAUUGGUAUCUGGAGAAUGCCAGAUUUAAAACAACUCUCACCAUCUUCCAAUCAAUGGUCAAACAUCCACUGGGCAUCACAGUUGCUGGACUCUUUGAACUUUCAUUCGUCACUCUGAACAAAGUAUUGACGAAAUCUUACUCAGCAAUGGCGUUGUUACAAAGAGCAACUGUAGCCACUGAUGAAAAUUAAAGAAGAAAGUUAUUACUCGAUCUGCUUGAAGCCACCGCAGGUUAAUUACUGGAAUUUAUUUGAAUGAUACGACAGUAUUAUAUUAUGAGGAGAGCAGAUACAAAUACCUUGUCAUCAUCAUCACGAGCAUUUAUAUCGCAAAAAAAAUUAUAAUCAAGAUCUCUAGUUUGAAUUUUGUU
This is a messenger RNA of Diachasmimorpha longicaudata, 1514 nucleotides long. RefSeq lists its product as uncharacterized. Gene Ontology annotation, molecular function: odorant binding; olfactory receptor activity. The transcript is spliced from 7 exons. Gene Ontology annotation, cellular component: plasma membrane. The coding region runs from base 70 to 1335 and encodes 421 amino acids. Gene Ontology annotation, biological process: sensory perception of smell; detection of chemical stimulus involved in sensory perception of smell. Lineage: Eukaryota; Metazoa; Arthropoda; Insecta; Hymenoptera; Braconidae. The record is from RefSeq and is a predicted model, not a curated record.